Molecule: messenger RNA, 2000 nt
Organism: Drosophila takahashii
Lineage: Eukaryota; Metazoa; Arthropoda; Insecta; Diptera; Drosophilidae
Product: peptidyl-prolyl cis-trans isomerase sig-7
Biological process (GO): protein peptidyl-prolyl isomerization
Cellular component (GO): nucleus
Molecular function (GO): RNA binding; peptidyl-prolyl cis-trans isomerase activity
Source: RefSeq, a predicted model, not a curated record
UGCCAUCUCUAAAGGCCGAUUUCGUGUUUGUGUUUUUAUCUACUGAUUAUUGCCGGUUUUUGUGGUUUUUGUGAAUCCUCGCCAUGUCGGUGGUGAUAGAAACCACACUGGGCGACCUGACCGUCGACCUGUUCACCAGCGAGCGGCCCAUCGCCUGCAUGAACUUCCUGAAGCUGUGCCGGCUGAAGUACUACAACUUCAAUCUCUUCCACACGGUGCAGCAGGGCUUCAUCGCCCAGACCGGCGAUCCCAGUGGCGCCGGAGACGGCGGCUCCUCCAUUUGGGGCGUGGUGGAGGGCAUGCACAAGCGCUUUUUCGAGGCGGAGUACCUGCCGCGGAUUCACCACUCCAGCGCCGGAAUGCUUUCGCUGGUCAGUGCCGGCAAGAAUCUGGUGGGCUCGCAGUUCUUCUUCACGCUGGGCGAGAACCUUUCGUCGCUGGAUGGGAGCCACUGCGUCAUCGGUGAGGUGGUGGAGGGUCACGAGGUGCUGCGCAAGCUGAACGACGCCAUUGUGGACGAUAACUUCCGCCCGUACCAGGAUAUCCGCAUCACGCACACCGUGGUGCUCGAGGAUCCCUUUCCCAAUCCGCGCGGCCUUCAGGCUCCCACUCGCUCGCCGUCGCCCAGCGCCGAGCGCCUGAAGAACGGCCGCAUUGCUGCCGACGAGGACAUCGACGACACGGACGGCAUGACCAUGGAGGAGCUGCAGGAGAUGAUGGCCGAACGGGAGGCCAAGGCGCGAGCAACGAUCCUUGAGAUUGUCGGCGAUCUCCCAGAUGCAGACAUGGCCCCGCCGGAAAACGUACUGUUCGUGUGCAAACUCAAUCCUGUUACCACCGACGAUGAUCUGGAGAUCAUCUUCAGUCGCUUUGGCGUCGUCAAGGGAUGCGAAGUGAUUCGCGAUCGCAAGACGGGCGACUCACUGCAGUAUGCCUUCGUGGAGUUCGAGGACCAGAAGUCUUGUGAGGCUGCCUACUUUAAAAUGGACAAUGUCCUGAUCGACGAUCGACGCAUCCAUGUGGACUUCUCUCAGUCCGUUUCGAAGGUCACCUGGCGGGGCAAAGGACGAGGCAUUGUGGGCGACGAAGGCAAGCUGGACUUUGACAAUUUGAGAGACAACACGGAUCGGAGAAAACCCAACAAUGGCCGGGGAAAACCCGAGGACCACAGGGAUCGCAAAAGGUCGGAGGAUCCUAGGAGCAGGAUGAGCUCUGCAGAGCGACGGAAGGCGAGGGAGCAGCGUCACCAGGAACAGAACGAGAGAGAUGAUCGAAAGAAUGUGCGAAGACGCUCAAGAUCAAGGGAGCAAAAGGAUCGACGACGCUCUAGGUCCAGAGAUCCCGACAAUAGACAAGUCAGGGAGAGCACAGAUCGAAAGCGUUUCAAUGAUCGAGAGAGGAAGAGGGAUUCGCCACAAAGAAGACGUUCUAGGUCGAGGGAUCGAUUAGAAAGGAGGCCUUCUAGGACUAGAAAUCAAACAGAUAGGAGACGCUCGAGAUCAAGGGAGCAAAGGCCAAGGGAUCAAAUGGAAAGGAGGCGUUCGAGGUCCAGAGAGCCAAUAGAAAGAAGGCCACCUCAAUCCAGAGAUCGCAAUGAAGAAAGAAGGCGCAACGAAAAUGGAAGAGCCCCAUAUAAAGAAUCAGACAGAAGCCAUAAGAGAUCUGCAGAGCGAAGACAGCAAUCGAGGGAUCGAGAUGACCGCAGACUGGAUAGAAACUCAAGCCGACAAAAGAGUCCCGAGAGGAAGAGAAAACUUUCGGUGGAAAAGAGCAAAAAGCCAGACAAGAAGAAAUCUAAACGUGCAGCUAGCACUAGUUCAGACUCCAGCGAAAGUUCCUCGGAAUCCGACAGCGAUUCGGACUCCACAUCUUCCGAAAGUUCCGAGGACAGCUCAUCAUCGGACGAGCGCAGCAAGCGUAAAAAAAGCAAGAACUCCAAGCAGAAGAAGGCCAAAUCGAAGAGCAGUCACAAGUCAAAAAAGAAACAUCAUAGGAAAUAA